Megalops cyprinoides (Indo-Pacific tarpon) is the source of this 522-nucleotide messenger RNA. Its product is annotated as fatty acid-binding protein, adipocyte-like. NCBI's taxonomy places the organism in Eukaryota, Metazoa, Chordata, Actinopteri, Elopiformes, Megalopidae. Gene Ontology annotation, molecular function: fatty acid binding. The transcript has 4 exons. The coding region runs from base 7 to 411 and encodes 134 amino acids. Gene Ontology annotation, cellular component: cytosol; nucleus. The record is from RefSeq and is a predicted model, not a curated record. Gene Ontology annotation, biological process: fatty acid transport.
GUCAAAAUGGUUGAGGCAUUUCUAGGAACGUGGAAAAUGACCGCUAGUGAAAAUUUCGAUGACUACAUGAGGGCUUUGGGUGUGGGUUUUGCCACUCGGCAGAUGGGCAAUAUGGCUAAACCAAGCCUGGUGAUCAGCGUGGACGACCAGGGAGUGAUCUCUAUGAAAUCGCAAAGCACGUUCAAAACCACCGAAAUCAAAUUCAAACUGAACGAGGAAUUCGAUGAAACCACGGCGGACGACAGAAAAACCAAGACCGUGAUUACCGUGGAAAACGGCAAGCUUAUCCAAAAACAGAGAUGGGAUGGUAAAAGCACAACACUAGAGAGGAGUGUGGAGGAUGGAAAGUUGACAGCGAGAUGCAUUAUGGGUGAAGUUGUGGCUGUGAGGACAUAUACGAAGGAAGCUUAAAGAACUUCGGCCCCCAUGGAGGCUGCAUUUGAAGACAGGCAAAAAUGCUGUUAUGUUUUUGUUCUGUAACACCCAAACCAAACUUGUGACAUGCACUGUAUUUUGACAGCU